AUGGAUACGCCGGAAAAAAAAACUGUUACCCAGAUCGGGACUCCGAUUUCUAAACACAAAGUCCAGAAUUCUCCAGUGUAUAACUACAUAGAGAAUCUGUCUCCAAUCAGACCUGUCAGAUCAAUCCCAAUCGCUCAAACUUUUGGCUCUCUCAACUUCACAUCUCCUCCUUCCGUCUUCACUUCUCCUCACGCCGCUUCUCGUUUCAGAAGUCAUAACAAUAACUCUUCCAAAGAUGAGUCUGCUUCUACCAAAGAAGUUGCUUCCAUUAGAGAAGAAGAAGUAGAAGACGCUUCAAUCGAAAUCCUUGAGAGCAACUGCACUACUGAUACUCCUGGAGUAGUUAUCAACGAUGGUGGUGCAUGUGAAGAUGGUGAAAUGGAUCUGCAGAAGAUGUGUGACAACAAUGUCAAACCCAAAAACGAAACUCCAGACUGGGACACUCUCAUUGCUGAUGCUUCAGAGCUUUUGUUUUUCAGCCCCUUACCGAAUGAUUCAGAGGCUUUUAGAUGCUUCUUGCAGAGAACAUCAGACUCCAAAGCUCGUCUAUCUACUGGCAAAAGGCCUACACUGGAGCCUGUUUCAAACAACAACGAAUCUGAGUCUCCAGAUGCUCUUUCGAUCUUGCACCGUGGAGUGAGAAGACGGUGUCUAGACUUUGAGAUGCCGGGGAGUAAUAAUAAUAAUAACAAGCAAAUGUCAGGAGAGUCUUCGUCGAGAUGUUUAGUAGUACCUAGCAUUGGUCUGCAUCUUAACGCCAUUGCAAUGUCCUCUAAGGACAACAAUGUUGGUAAUGAGUACUCAUUAUCCGGUAAUGUCAAAGUCGGUCUUCAAGGCUCUACAACUCCGGUUCUUGACAUUGUAGCCGAGGAAGAUGUAGCUGCUGCUCAAGCUUUAGAAGAGGAGGGUCCAAAGUCUUUAGCUUUAGAAGAAAUGAAUCAGAGCUGUCCAAAGAAGAAAAGGCGUAAGUCUGAUCAAGCAGGAGGAGAAGGAGAGUCGUCAUGUAAACGAUGCAACUGCAAAAAAUCAAAGUGUUUGAAGCUUUACUGUGAAUGCUUUGCUGCUGGAGUUUAUUGCAUAGAGCCAUGUUCAUGUGUUGAUUGCUUCAACAAACCUAUCCAUGAAGACGUUGUCUUGGCUACACGCAAACAGAUUGAAUCUCGCAACCCGCUUGCGUUUGCUCCUAAAGUCAUCAGAAACUCUGAUUCCAUCAUGGAAGCUGCUGAUGAUUCAAGCAAAACUCCAGCUUCAGCGAGACACAAACGUGGAUGCAACUGCAAGAAAUCAAACUGUCUGAAGAAAUACUGUGAAUGCUACCAGAGUGGAGUUGGUUGUUCCAUAAACUGUAGAUGCGAAGGAUGUAAGAAUGCUUUUGGCAAGAAAGAUGGGUCUUCAUUUGCUGGCAUGGAUAUUGAACAAGACGAGGAAAAUGAAACAGCUAUGCAAAACAGAACAGCUGUUCUACUUCCACCUUCAACACCAAUGCCAUCAAGACAACCAUUGGCUCAACUUCCCAUCACAUCCAACAACAUGCUGCUUCCACAACAGUCUCAUCAUCUUCAUGGAGCUUCCUCGGGGUUAUACAACAAGAGCCAAUUCAGAAAACAAGACAUGCGUAUGUAUUCUCAUUCAAGGAUUGAGACAAUCACAGAGGAGAGAGCAGAGGAUAUUGAGAAUCUAAUCCAAUCUCCUAUAACUAACAUCAAUGCAGUAUCUCCAAACAGUAAAAGGGUUUCUCUGCCUGAUUCAUCAGAGUCAACAACUCCAUGGAGAAGAAAUGGUGGAAGGAAGCUGUUACUGUCAAUUCCAAGUUUUCCUUCUCUCACUCCACACCAUUGA
Messenger RNA from Microthlaspi erraticum, 1839 nucleotides. The record is from the annotation of a GenBank genome assembly. Lineage: Eukaryota; Viridiplantae; Streptophyta; Magnoliopsida; Brassicales; Brassicaceae.